Chroicocephalus ridibundus (black-headed gull) is the source of this 3309-nucleotide messenger RNA. It is a transcript of the gene CWC27, whose product is annotated as CWC27 spliceosome associated cyclophilin. The transcript is spliced from 14 exons. Lineage: Eukaryota; Metazoa; Chordata; Aves; Charadriiformes; Laridae. Gene Ontology annotation, molecular function: peptidyl-prolyl cis-trans isomerase activity. Gene Ontology annotation, cellular component: catalytic step 2 spliceosome. The record is from RefSeq and is a predicted model, not a curated record. Gene Ontology annotation, biological process: protein folding; protein peptidyl-prolyl isomerization. The coding region runs from base 98 to 1531 and encodes 477 amino acids.
GGGAGGUUCACCGUUGGUAGGAAGCGUUAGAGGCGAAGCGUAGCCGCGUGUUGAACCUGGGUGGUCUGGGACCUACCGGGACCCUCCUUUCCCCACCAUGAGCAACAUCUACAUCCAGGAGCCCCCCACCAACGGCAAGGUUUUGCUUAGAACAACAGCAGGAGAUAUAGAUAUAGAAUUAUGGUCAAAAGAAGCACCAAAAGCAUGUCGAAAUUUCAUCCAGCUUUGUAUGGAAGAGUAUUACAACAACACAAUAUUUCACAGAGUAGUGCCUGGCUUUAUAGUGCAGGGAGGUGAUCCCACUGGUACUGGAUCAGGUGGAGAUUCAAUCUAUGGAGCUCCUUUCAAAGAUGAGUUCCACUCACGACUGCGAUUUAAUCGAAGAGGACUUGUUGCUAUGGCAAAUGCUGGGCCCCAUGAUAACGGGAGUCAAUUUUUCUUUACGUUGGGUCGUGCAGAUGAACUUAAUAACAAGCACACAAUCUUUGGAAAGGUUACGGGAGAUACAAUAUAUAACAUGCUGCGGUUGGCUGAAGUAGAAGUUGACAAGGAAGAGAGACCUCUCAGUCCACACAAAAUAAGAAGUAGUGAGGUUUUGUUUAAUCCUUUUGAUGACAUUGUUCCAAGACCAAAUAGAAAGCUGAAGAAGGACAAACCAGAAGAAGAAAUUAAAAAGUCCAAAGUAAAAGGCACAAAAAAUUUUAACCUGCUCUCCUUUGGGGAAGAAGCUGAAGAAGAGGAGGAGGAAGUCAAUAGAGUUAGUCAGAGCAUGAAAGGAAAAAGUAAAAGUAGUCAUGAUCUACUGAAGGAUGAUCCACAUCUAAGCUCAGUUCCUGCUGUCAGAAGUGAAGCAGCAAGUGAAGAAGGGGAUUUGAGUGAGGAGGAAGAAGAACAUGAUGAAGAUGCUGAUAGCGUAGAAGAUGAAGCUGCUAGCAAUGAAAGAUCUCAAAUAAAAGAACGCAUUGCCAAGAAGUUGAAAAUAGAUACAAGUGAAAACGCGAAACACCAACUUCAAGAAGAAGAAACAAAGACAGAAAAGAAAACAACUAGUCGCAGUGAGGAGCUACGGAAAGAAGCGCGACAGCUGAAACGUGAACUGCUGGAAGCAAAGCAGAAAAAAGAAGAAAGAUCUUUAAAACCCAAAGAAAAGGAAGAGGAGGAACCUGCUCCAAACAGUGUUGUUGAAGAAUACCUUCAAGAGAAGAGAAAAUAUGAAGACAAGCGGAAGCAGCAGCCAAAGAAAGGGGCUUCUCGCGAAGAUCAGACAUUGGCACUGUUGGACCGAUUUAAAUCAAAGCUAACCCAGGCAAUUGAAGAAACUCCUGAAAAUGAAGUUUCUGAACCUGAAGUAGACAAUGACGAAGGAUGGAUGUCACACGUACUUCAAUUUGAAGAUAGAAGCAGAAAGGUGAAAGAUGCAAGCAUGCAGGAUGAAGACACUUUUGAGAUCUAUGAUCCACGGAAUCCUGUAACUAAGAGAAGAAGAGAAGAAAGCAAGAAGAUAAUGAGAGAAAAAAAGGAAAGGAGAUAAAAUGAAUGUAAAGCUAGCCAGAGCUGCCUUGAAAAGUGACUGCAAUAAAGCACUGGCUCUUUUGUACGCUGUAGCUCCUAAAAAUAUCACUGGACAAGUGUGAAAAGGAAUCUCUCAAGAACCUGUCGUGCAGUUUUGAAGCAGAGCUAUCAUUUGUUUCUUAAGUUGUGCAGUCAAGUGUGCUCAGUGCAUUCUUUAUCCAACCUCUCUAAAGGUUUUUAGAAUUAUGUAUUUAAUAAAACAGCUGACUUGACUUUUGUCUGUACUUUAGUUAUCACAGUCACCGUCAUUGUUUUAUCAACAUCUGGUAGUCAGAAAGUUUUCAACAUAAUGAAUGAGAAUUUGUCUAAAUAAGGGUGAAAUUAGAAGAUAGAAUCCCCAUCUGCAGCCUUUUAAGAUUUUCUGAAGUAUAAUCUUAAUUAUUUUUAUUAUUUUUUGAACAGGCAUAUAAACUUUACAGCAGUAAAAGCUGCCUUCCUCGACCACUCUGUUGCAGAAUUAAGAUGAUGCACUUGCAGAUCUCCUUAAAAUGGUCCCAGAUUUCUUGAAAUAAACUAAGUUUAAUUGGAGAAUUUGGUUAUUUUCUCCUUCUUUUGAAACACAUAUUCUAAUACAGAUCCCAUCUUGGGAAACUGGGAUUAUACACAAUUUGGGGAGUGUUAUUUCACUAUGUGUACCCCAUGAACAAAAAAGAGAAUCUGAAUGUGGUACUGUAGUGGUUGCUUAAACUGUUGGCAAUAGGAAGAACACCCGUCUGGUAGAAUUUUCACUGUGAAGUACCUGGUAAUGAAGAUUGGUUUGUUAAUUAGUCCAGUACAGAAACAAAAAAAAAUGCUAUCGGUCUAAUUAGAAACAUAACCCUGAUUUUACCAAUUAUUUUACCACCUAAAAAUGCACAACUCAAGUUUCCAGUUUACAGCCUUUCCACAGAUUUGUUCUACCAGGUGCCAAUAUUUUUAUAGAAAAAUGGGAAUUUUCAGUGCUCCUUCCUUACAGCAUUUCUGAUGCCACAGAAGCAUGUAGCUAAAGAAGAGUGAGCACAAGUGAGCAAGGUCAUUAAAAAGUGCAACCAGGGGAGUGUUUUGCUGAUGUUGUUUUUAGAACAAGUUGAGUAAGGUAUGGUGUUCUUAUCAAGCUGCUGCUGCCAAAUUUCUUGAUAGGGUCUGAGGUGUGAGAUACAUAAACCUGCAUUGGUGGGUUUAUAUGGCCUAAAUGUCAGAGGUUAGAUUAAUACAGACUAUUGCUUUAAUGCGCGGUGCAACCUUUGAGAUAAGGAGAAAGCUUGGAGGUGUGAUGUGAGAUCCUGUAUAAAGCUGUCAUUAUUCUCCUCUUAAGCUGAGUGAAUUGUACUGUACCGUGGUGUAAAGAAGUUAAGAGGGGUUACGUUCUUAAACACAGCCAUUCACAAACUGGUGCGUCCAAGUGUUUUAAUCAUUAAGUUAUUUUCUGUCGGGCUGCUAUUGGCAAAAUCAAGAACAUCUAAUGUCACAUGCCGUUAUCUCUAUUGAUUGCUUUGUGGAGAAAAUUUUAAAACAGUCAUUACAGGAAACGAGCAUAUCAAAGCCCCAUUCUGAUGGGGACUGGAGGGAGGAAGAGAGAGUGAGUGUGUGUGUGUUGGCAGAGGAGGUCAGCAUGGGGAAUGUGAGGGUUAGAUCUAGAAGGAAACUUGAGCGUCAAUUCCAGGAGACAGCUACUGUCCCUGUAAUAGAAAAAUGUUCUAAUUGCAUAUUUUUCCCGUAAGCUUAAGUAGGAUGCAUGAGUCAAUGAAUGGGCAAGUU